Molecule: messenger RNA, 2397 nt
Organism: Penaeus chinensis
Lineage: Eukaryota; Metazoa; Arthropoda; Malacostraca; Decapoda; Penaeidae
Product: solute carrier family 22 member 20-like
Exons: 13
Coding region: 584-2257 (557 amino acids)
Biological process (GO): transmembrane transport
Cellular component (GO): membrane
Molecular function (GO): transmembrane transporter activity
Source: RefSeq, a predicted model, not a curated record
AUGAGAGAAGCCCUGCCUGUGCCGACCAAUGCCGACUCGAUCAUUGUGAGGCAGCUGGUGCUUACUCGACUGAGCUUAGUCCUUAUCCACCGCGGUGCCCAACCACAACAGUAACCUCAAGGCGACAGUUGAAACUCCUCGUGCCUGAGCGAAACGCGAUCCGCCGAGCCCUCGACUUAAGGGGCCGACACGUUAUGCCUGUACUAUAACGGAGGCUUUUUAUAAAACUUUUGUGUGGUACAAAGAAUACGCUUGAACGGUUUAUAAGGUUACGGUGACGCUCAAAUGUAAACAUGACCCGCACGAGAAUUUCUGUUUUAAAUUCUGUAUUUAAACACAUUUACUCUCAGGCCUAGAAAAUGACAGGGAGAAGGGAACGAGUGGCACAAUAGAUAAAUACUUGGUAGACAGAGAGACUGACAGUGAUAGUGAAUAAGUAGAUAGAUGAAUAGGAUGAUGAAAGGGGUGAGAAGAGGAUGAAAAAUACAGAGAGAGAAAAGGGAGAAGAGACACUAAUCUGCUUAAUUAGUCAACAACCGUCUUGUUCUGUGCAGUUGUCUAGCCUUGUACGAUCUGAUGCGAGAUGUCUCUGAACGGCGACUUCGACGCUUUGCUCUCCGAGAUUGGCUUCGGACGCUGGCAGAUUUCCGUCGUAAUGGCGACUGUGCUCACGGCGAAUCAGCUGGCCGUUCAUAUGCUGGGCUCGACCCUCCUAAGUGGUCCGCUGCAGUUCCGGUGCUCACCUGUGAACGGAACUAGUAUAGCAACGUCCAGUUCAACAUACUACAAUAAUGAAUGUCUGCCUCCGACCAAACUUCAGUACGAGCCAGCUGCCUCUAUUGGCCAAGUUGUCAAUGCCAGCGUCCAGUACUUUCCAGGGGAAUCGGAGCCAGAGUUAACUCACAUGCCGUCAUGUCCGCUGAUCGAAUAUGACAGAUCCAUAUUUACGACAACCAUCAUUUCUGAAUGGCAUUUGGUGUGUGAUCAAGUCUCCCUGCAGCCUCUGUACCAGAUGGUGUACAACGUCGGCAGCAUCAUUGGGAGUAUAGCAUGCGGCCCCCUGGGAGAUAAGCUUGGGCGUCGAAGGGCUGUGCAGAUCGGGAGUGUGAUCUACGCCGCCGCCGUCCUGGUAAUGGGCUUCACGUCCUCUUACCCGACCGUGCUGGCCAUGCGCUGCGUGGUGGGCGUCGCAGCGCAGUGCAUGAUCCAGCCUUCGUGGAGCCUCGCGAUGGAGUCGACGCCCACGCGCUUCCGCAGCCUGGUGGGGAUGCUGCUGGGUCUCCCGUACUCCUUCUCCGUCAUCUGCCUCGCGGGCAUCGGCUUCCUCAUGCGGCGGUGGCGCGCCAUCAUGUUCAUUUGCUGCGCGCCGACCAUCGUCCUCCUCCCGCUGGUCUUCUUCAUGGACGAGUCGGCGCGAUGGCUGCUGCAACAGGGAAGGAAAGACGAAGCCGCGGCUGUCCUUGAGAAAGCCGUGAGGAUGAAUAAGGCGAAGCUCUCCUCACCUCUCGACUCCACCUUGGAGAAAUUAGUCCAGGCCCAUUCCACUCCUGACGACAAAGGAUCCUCUCUGAGCGCGUCCCUCGAGCAGACGAAGGCGUACCUGCGUUCCCCCAUCAUGAGGACGAUUAUCCUCGUCACGCCCCUCCUGUGGUUCCUCCAGAGCUGCCUGUACCUCUCGGUCGCCAUUAACGCCAACAACUUCAACAGCUCGAACCCCUUCCUGUACGUGUGUCUGAGCGGCUCGAUGGACACCUCGGCCAUCCUGCUUAUGACGCCCCUCAGCACACGCCUUGGGAGACGCGUCAUCGUGGGCGGCGGGAUGUUCGCGGGUGGCCUGCUCUUCCUGCUAGAGCUCCUCGUCCCGGAAGAUUACUUCUGGCUCAAAUGGGUGCUAGUCAUGGGCGGUUUCCUUUUAGUGGCGGGCUCGUUCCAGAUGAACUACGUCUACGGGCCGGAGCUGUUUCCGACAGAGAUUCGAAAUCGAGGUUUUGCAUUUGUUAACCUCAUGGGUUCCCUCGGAUUCGUUUGCGCCCCUUUCAUCACGUACAGACUGGUCCUCAUUAGGUGGUGGGUGGCAUCCGUGACUUUCGGCUGCGCUGCGAUAGUAGGAAGCUUCACCCUCCCUCUGCUGCCGGAGACGAGGAACAGGUCGAUGCCAGACACGUUGCAGGCGCUGGACGAGAGAAGGGGUAAACGCAAGGAAAAGCCUGCAGAGACUGGGUACAUUAAUAAGGAGAGUGAGGAGAGCAGAUUGUGAUGGGCUCUCUCUCUUUGUUAGUAUCUUUGCGUAUGGGAGAGAGAUGGUAAGAAUUUAUCUCCGGGUUUCUUUCUUCUCUCUUUCUUUCUCUCUCUCUCUCUCUCUCUCUCUCUCUCUCUCUCUCUCUCUCCUUCUUUCUC